This is a messenger RNA of Lolium rigidum, 2456 nucleotides long. RefSeq names its product E3 ubiquitin-protein ligase hel2-like. The record is from RefSeq and is a predicted model, not a curated record. The transcript has 7 exons. Gene Ontology annotation, molecular function: ubiquitin protein ligase activity; ribosome binding. NCBI's taxonomy places the organism in Eukaryota, Viridiplantae, Streptophyta, Magnoliopsida, Poales, Poaceae. Gene Ontology annotation, biological process: protein ubiquitination; rescue of stalled cytosolic ribosome. The coding region runs from base 188 to 2161 and encodes 657 amino acids.
CAUUGUCGCGUUCCCUGAAAAACAAACAUCGUUGCGUCGUGCGGAUCCCUCUUCCGGUCCUCCCUCCUCCAUUCCCUUCUUUUCUCGAACCUUCUAGUAGAUUCUUCCCCCCGCUCCAACCUCCUCCUACUGCUCUGCCUUCCCGCCGCCGCCGCCGCCGCCGCCUCCCUCUGACGAGGAGCCCAAGAUGGACGACGCCUGCGCCGUCUGCGCGGAGCCGCUCCAGUGGGUGGCCUACGGCGUCUGCGGCCACCGCGAGGUCUGCCCCGCCUGCGUCGCCCGCCUCCGCUUCGUCCUCCGCGACCACCGCUGCUGUAUCUGCAUGACCCACUGCCCCGCCGUCUUCGCCACCAAGGCGCUGGGGGACCGCACGAAGCUCAUCGGCGAUUUCUCGGCGCUCCCGGCCGUGGCCGGCGAGGGGAAGGCCGGGGAGUACUGGUACCACGAGGCCACGCAGGUCUGGUUCGACGACGUCGACCAAUACAGGACCGUGCGCGCGCUGUGCCAGUUUUCUUGCACUGUGUGCAAGGACAGCGCCGGCACCGGCACCGGCAGCGGGAAGAAGGGCGGCGGCAAGGCGUCCAAGGCCAAACAUAAGAAGAAGAUCGGGAGCAUCGAGCAGCUCAAAGUGCAUCUGUUCGACCACCAUCAUCUUUACAUGUGCGACCUCUGCUUGGAUGGGAGGAAGGUAUUUAGUUGUGACCAGAAACUUUAUACAAAGCCUCAGUUAAAUAAGCACAUAAAAAAUGGUGAUUCGGAGGUGGAUGGCUCAAAGGUUGAGCGCCGCGGUUUUGUAGGGCAUCCAAUGUGCGGGUUUUGUAAAAUUCCAUUUUAUGGAAAGGAGGAACUGUAUUCGCAUGUGACAAGAGAACAUUUUUCUUGUCACAUAUGUCAGAGGCAGCAGCGCGGGCAGGAAUAUUUCAUGACAUAUGAUGAGUUAGAGAUGCAUUUUCGGAGUGACCAUUUCUUCUGUGAGGACAGAGAAUGCUUGGAGAAGAAGUUCAUUGUCUUCCAAAGUGAAGCAGAGCUCAAGAGGCACAAUGCAGUGGAGCAUAGGGAGCGCAAGUCUCAUGCAAAGAGAACUGCUACUUUCAAGGCCUCAUCGAGUCACAAUUGCCAGAUACUGGGCCGUGGCUCGGGAAAUCAGGUUGCUUCUGUUGCAGCUCCGGUGCGAGCUAGUUCUGGGCAAGCAUCACAAUCAGGCCAAAGCUGUGGGACGAACCGCGUGUUGCAGCAAUCAUAUUCUUCUCUCCUCUCCCACCAGGAGGUCCAUGGCGCAAGAAUAGGCUCUGGUUUACAAGAAGUUUCACCCCCUCCCAUAUCAGAGCAAUCAAGGUAUACACCGGCUCUUAGCUGGAGUUCACAGACCGCUGCAAGUAUAAGGGAUGAGGAAUUCCCUCCUUUAUCAGGCACUAGUAACAGGAGCCCUGCUUUAACACAGCAGGGGGUACGAAAGGUAGCCGAGAACACUCAUCCAUCUGGGCUCCGACAGCAAAGUAAGGGAAUUGUGAAUAUACACCAUUCUGUUCAGAUUCAGUCCCCUGAAAAUACUGAUUCAACCCCUUCUGGCUCAAGACACUCCCCAAGUUGUCCUACGCUCAACCCAAGUCCCAACAUUAGUGGAUCAUUGAGUUUGACUUCUGCUGAAAAUGAAAGGCGUGCAGCGAAUAAUUUCUUGGUUGAAAAAGUGCAGACUGCGUUAGGCAUGGACCGGGAUAGGUAUGCGAUUUUUAAAGUGAUCUCAGGGGAGUACCGUCAAGGGGUUAUCAGUGCUUCGAGCUAUCUUCUAUAUGUCGAGCAAUUUGGUCUCUCGCACCUUGUUCUUGAAAUGGCAAGGUUACUGCCUGGCCCUCAAAAGCAAAAGGAACUUGUUGAUGCCUACUACGCCAGUUUGCGUCUUAGGAGCCUUCAAGGAAAUGGUGGUGGUGGAACUGUUAGCUCUCGGAAAAAUAAGGGGAAGGGGAAACUUCCUGAUGCCGCAGAAACUACUGGUGCUGCACGGGUUUCAUUAGAAGAUCAGAUCCUGAGAGCUGCCAACAAGCUUCAGUUACAGGGAGGAGACUCUGGAGUGCUGCUAAAAGAAGGGUGUGGAGCAACCAUGAAGGGUUCUCGGCAAAGCCACGGGGGGCAGAGACUUUCUUUGAGCAAAACGAAGAAGUAAAUUGUGUUUUGCAGGACUAGCUAUCACCUGAGCUGCUUAAAACGUUAGCACACUUUUUUUUUGCGUUAUGUGUCUGGUUAGUUAAGUUAAACUUAACAAGGAGAUGAGGUGCCUUGUAGCUCUCUGUGUCCGAACUUUAUGGUCGAGUUUGCGUGAGUGCAUCGUGAACGUGAAGAAGGAGAUGAGGUGCCUUGUAGAUCAAUGUCUUUGUGUCAUAAUUGCUGUUGAAGUGUAUUCAAGUUGCUUGUGGCAGGAUUGGUAUUUUGAAGAUUAUGGAUUUUUGUAGUGCAUUGAA